UCUCUCUCUACGAAAACAAAAAAAAGCCCCUCGUUCUCUCUAGGCCCCUCCAUCUCUCUCUCUACCGAAACCCUCUCUUUGCUAAUCGAGCCCCUCUGCAACGCCGAGUUCCCCACCGUUCAAGACAUUUCAGGAUGUCUGGAAGUAAAACAUCUUUUGAGCUAUCUUGGGCACCAAAAGUGAACCUUGUCCCCAAUGGAACUAAAGAAACUCUGGAGAAGUCAAAAUCUGAUAAGGACCUCGUAGAUGGACUAUUUGUUCCACCUAGAGACCCAAAAAAGUUGAAUAAGUUACUGCGAAAACAAGUGAAAGACACUGCUGGUCAAAAGUGGUUUGACAUGCCAGCAGCAGCUAUUACUCCUGAAUUAAAGAAAGAUCUGCAGAUAGUGAAGUUGAGGGCGGCUCUUGAUCCGAAGAGGCAUUACAAGAAAGGCAGCUCUGAAGUGCUUCCCAAGUAUUUUCAGAGUGUUAUUGACUAG
Messenger RNA from Amborella trichopoda, 479 nucleotides. Lineage: Eukaryota; Viridiplantae; Streptophyta; Magnoliopsida; Amborellales; Amborellaceae. The record is from RefSeq and is a predicted model, not a curated record.